Ornithodoros turicata is the source of this 733-nucleotide messenger RNA. RefSeq lists its product as uncharacterized. Lineage: Eukaryota; Metazoa; Arthropoda; Arachnida; Ixodida; Argasidae. The record is from RefSeq and is a predicted model, not a curated record. The coding region runs from base 85 to 693 and encodes 202 amino acids. The transcript has 5 exons.
UAAGCUGCACAUAAGCCACACGAAGACAGUUACAGGCUUUCUAUAUACGUGAAGGACGGCAUCUGAAGUUUCACAAGAACCGUUAUGUCCACCAAGGCUGUGCUCAUUGGCUCAUUGGUGGUGGUGGCUGUGCUCCUCUGGGGUUGUGGUGCUGCUCAAGAGGACUUGAAUGCAUGGCUCGCUUUGGCUCCAGGCGAGGGAUUCUUUAUGCUCGAAGGUUCCCAUUGGACGUACGACAAUCAGAAAUGCGUGUACCUGAAAAGGAUGGGGACACACCUCAACCACACUAUGGUAGCUUACUCUGGAUGGCUAAACAAAACAGAAUACACGAGGCACCCGAUACUUCUGUCAACACACCAGGGAUCUGGAGGCGCCGACAGUCUGCUGAAAAUCGAAACAAAGUCUGCAGCUUACUUCUACGAUAUCAAGCACGCUGACAAGAUGACAUCAUGCAUCGUUAUGACAGAACACAACAAUACCACGACCCAAAAAUGCAUGAUGUGGAUCCGCGACCACUUCGCCCGCACUACGAAUGUGGAUGCGAAGCAAAGAUUGACACGAUGCCAAGCAAAGUACACAAGCCUCAACUGCAAGACUGAACAACAACCCGAUAUUGAGGAGCCCAGGUGUCCAGCUUUAACUUCAAUACUUCCAAUAACGACUGACGAAUCCGACCUCAAAUCGUGUCGUUGAAGAUACCCUUCUUCACCGUGCAUUAAAUAAUUGAAAGUUU